Molecule: messenger RNA, 1740 nt
Organism: Neltuma alba
Lineage: Eukaryota; Viridiplantae; Streptophyta; Magnoliopsida; Fabales; Fabaceae
Product: sulfite exporter TauE/SafE family protein 3
Exons: 12
Coding region: 92-1510 (472 amino acids)
Biological process (GO): protein ubiquitination
Cellular component (GO): membrane; Cul4A-RING E3 ubiquitin ligase complex
Source: RefSeq, a predicted model, not a curated record
AUGACUCGAGAGUCGGGAAUAUAAUGAUGGAUGUUGAUUAGAUUUAUAUAAGAAGUCAGAGUAUAACUGCUUCUCUCACUUACUUCUCAAUAUGGCUCGGAUCAGAACAGACUGGCAUGUCUGCAAGAACAUGUCCAUCACUGUCUUCCUCCCUUUGUUGCUAGCUUUAGUUAUUGUUUCGGCUCAAGCAGGAGUCCCAAGCGACACAUCUGGUUCGAACCAAACAGACCCAUUCUCUGAUUUUCUGGUCAAAGCCGUGGAUUUCUUAUGGAUCCCUGGUCGUUCUGGUUAUCACCAUGUCUGGCCGGAAAUGAAAUUUGGAUGGCCAAUUAUUGUUGGGACGUUGAUUGGAUCCUUGGGAGGAGCAUUUGGGAGCGUCGGCGGUGUUGGCGGCGGCGGCAUAUUUGUUCCGAUGUUAAUGCUGGUCAUUGGGUUUGAUCCAAAAUCAGCAACCGCCAUUUCAAAAUGUAUGAUCACGGGGGCAGGCAUCUCCACUGUUUACUUCAACUUGAAGCUGAGGCAUCCCACGUUCGAUAUACCCUUAAUUGACUAUAAUCUUGUACUGCUCAUGUUGCCCAUAAUCAUGCUGGGGAUUAGCAUAGGAGUCAGUUUGAGUGUUGUAUUUGCGAAUUGGAUGAUCACUGUUCUGUUGAUCAUUAUCUUCAUAGGUACCUCGAUCAAGGCAUUCUUCAAGGGUGCUGAUACAUGGAAACAGGAAACCAGAGUAAAAAAGUUGCAGGAGACCGCCAAGCUUUUGGAAUCUGCUGAAACGGCCAGUGGGUUAGCAGAGUACAGCUCUCUCCCUUCAGGGCCAGGGGUGGACGUUGAAAGAGCUCAGGUCUCCAUUAUUGACAACAUUUAUUGGAAAGAGUUCGGACUUCUUUGCUUCGUCUGGGUCUCAUACGCUGUCCUGCAGAUUGCCAAGACUCACACAGCUACCUGUUCAGUCACAUUCUGGAUUGUAAACUUUUUACAGGUGCCGGUUUCUUUCGGAGUGUAUCUAUACCAAGCAAUAGGCCUCUAUCAGGGAUGGAGGGCUAUCCCUUCCAAAGGAGACCAAGGCACUCGUUUGCCAUUGCACCAUCUGAUUCUGGCCAUUGUUUGUGCUCUGUGCGCCGGAAUCGUCGGUGGCCUUCUCGGCGUAGGUAGUGGAUUUGUUAUGGGUCCUUUAUUUAUGGAACUAGGAAUCGCCCCUCAGGUAGCCAGUGCCACGGCCACGUUAGGAAUGGCAUUCUCUGCAUCCAUAUCUGUUGUACAGUAUUACCUCUUGAACCGUUUUCCGGUUCCUUACGCUCUGUAUCUGACCACUGUGGCGGCCAUUUCCGCAUACGUAGGGCAAUAUAUCAUUGAUAAGCUGGUUAGAUUAUUUGGAAGGGCGUCUCUGAUUAUCUUUGUUGUGGCCUUCACCAUAUUUGUUAGUACAAUUGCAUUGGGUGGGGUUGGCAUAUCAGACAUGAUUGAGAAGAUUCAGCGGAGUGACUACAUGGGAUUUGACGACUUCUGCAGAUAGAUAAUUGGCUCUGUUUUAGAGCCUUCACCACACGGUUGCUUCUAAAGUUUUAAUGUCGAGUUCCAUAUUAUUCUUGCAGUGAGGAUUUGUUCACCUGGCUGUAUGAUGAUGAAUUUGUGUGGCGAGUCCUCUAAUUUUUGUUACUCUACACAUUAUACAUAAUAUUUCGAUUUUCCUUGUAAUUGCCUUAUUUUCCGUGCGUUGCAAUGAGAUUCUAGUUUUAAUUUUAA